Ilyonectria robusta is the source of this 1624-nucleotide messenger RNA. RefSeq names its product luciferase-like domain-containing protein. Gene Ontology annotation, molecular function: oxidoreductase activity, acting on paired donors, with incorporation or reduction of molecular oxygen; monooxygenase activity. The record is from RefSeq and is a predicted model, not a curated record. The coding region runs from base 144 to 1571 and encodes 475 amino acids. The transcript has 3 exons. Lineage: Eukaryota; Fungi; Ascomycota; Sordariomycetes; Hypocreales; Nectriaceae.
AUCUAGACACGACCUAAUGAGAUAUCGAGUCGACCCUGAUGGGUUUAGCCAAGUCCCGUCAUUUUGCGUAAAGCUGGCCCGAGCCCCUGCAGUUCUCGGCAGUUCACCCUCUCAUUCAACAAAGCCGAGACUCCAACACCACCAUGGCCUCCACCGCGCCGGAAACGGCUGAAAAGCCCAAGAAACAGCUUAUUAUCAAUGCUUUUGUAGAGUCUUGCAGCGGGCAUCAAUCGCCCGGACUGUGGCGGCACCCUCAGGAUCGGUCCUGGGAUUUCAACAAUGUCAAGCAUUGGGUGAACCUUGCACAGCUCCUCGAGAAGGGGAAAUUCCAUGGCAUUUUCAUUGCAGAUGUUCUUGGCUCCUACGAUGUCUACAAGGGACCUCAAAACCCAGAUCCGGCGAUCGUGUCCGGUGCACAAUGGCCCGUCAAUGAGCCUCUCGCAGUCGUCCCUGCAAUGGCAGCUGCGACGAAAAACAUUGGCUUUGGUGUUACAGUGGCGACAACUUACGAGCAGCCGUACCACCUUGCCCGUCGUCUCAGCACCGUGGAUCAUCUUACUGACGGGAGAGUUGGCUGGAACAUUGUGACUGGCUACUUGGACUCAGCUGCGAGAAACCUAGGCCAUACGGAGCAGCCAAGUCACGAUGAGAGAUAUGCCAUUGCGGAGGAGUAUGUUGAUGUUACAUACAAGCUAUGGCAAUCGUCUUGGAGAGAUGAUGCUGUGAAGCUGGACCGUGAGAAGGGCAUCUACACUGACCCUGCUCUUGUGCGUUUGAUCAACCACACAGGAAAGUAUUACAACGUCCCGGGACCACACAUCUGUCAACCAUCUCGCCAGCGCACUCCGGUCAUCUUGCAAGCAGGUACCUCCAGAGCUGGCAAGAACUUUGCCGCAAAGCAUGCUGAAGCUAUCUUUGUCGCCGGGCACAGCCCCGCGGUCGUUGCAAAGAACGUCGCCGAGAUUCGUGCCCUGGCCAAGGAGCAAUUUAACCGAGACCCAAGCAGCAUCAAAUUCCUGGCCCUGCUGUGCCCAAUUAUUGGAAAGACGCAGGAAGAGGCGCAGGCUAAAUACGAAGAGCUUGUCAGCUACGGGUCCGAGGAUGGAGCUCUGGCAUUGUUCGGAGGCUGGACCGGAAUAGACCUUGCCAAGUAUGGCGACGAUGAGGAGCUCCGCCAUGUCGAAUCCAACGCAAUCCGCUCUGCCGUGGAGGCCUGGUCCAAGUCCUUGCCAGGAGUACCGAAGUGGACCAAGCACACGGUUGGAAACCAUAUCAAAGUGGGUGGUUUGGGAGCUACCGUUGUGGGAACACCAGAUCAUAUCGCAGAUGAGAUGGAGAGAUGGGUUGCUGAAGCUGACGUGGAUGGCUUCAACCUGGCAUAUGCACUCAUGCCUGCUUCGUUCGAGGAAGUCAUCUCGGACUUGCUUCCAGUUCUGAAGGCUCGUGGUCUAUUCUGGGAUGACUACGCUGUUGAUGGAGGCACUUACCGAGAGAACCUUUAUGCGAAGGAGGGAGUCGCAAGACCACCUGCUGACCACCCUGCAGCACAGUAUCAUUGGAAAGCCGACUAGAGUCGCGGAAGAGAGCAAAUCUUCCCAGGGACGUCUCAAAAAGAAAUCAAUGC